AUGACCACAUCAAAUCUCAAUUCUACUCAAAUUAUCGAUCGUUGUAGUACGGUUUCGACAGCAACUAUAUUAAAUGAACAAGUCUUAGCACAACAACUUGUUCAAUUAUCUCCUUUUGAAAACAAACAAAAGAAGCAACAAUCGAAAACAGUUACAGUCCAACCAAAAACAACUAAAUGUCCAAUAGAAUUCAUUCUAUUGAAAACAACUGGCAGUGAUUUUCAAUCAACAUCUGACUAUCUUUGUGCAGAAAAUCCAUCGUUUGAAAAAAAACUUCGAACCAUCUUACCAUCAACGAUCAAUUUGGAUGACUUGAGAGAUAUUGCUAUUCUCAUGCAUAAAAUUAUAUCCAUUGAAAUUGUACAAUCUCUUUGGAUCAUCUAUCGAAAAUCAGGCAUAGGAGAACUUCAAUCCAAAGUAUCUACACAUCUAUCAGAUACUAAAUUUUGGCCAAAAGAAGUUCAUUUAUUCAUGAAACAAUUUGAAAUUGAUCAUAUCCAUGUAGAUAGUGCUUGUUUAACUUUCAUCAAUCAAUGUAUACAAGAAUUCAACACUAAAAGUGAACACUAUCGACGUGAAUUAAAUAUUAAAACAAGUCGUCUAUCUGGUUAUAACCGUAGUAUCGAAUAUACUAUUGAAAAGUUUGUACAACAAGGACUUCAAUCGUUACGUAUAGAAAUCAAUGAACAAAUUGCACUAGUUCAAUAUCAUUAUACUAAUAAAAUAUUUCAACAACUUUAUCUUGCUCAGAAUCCUAGUAAGAAUCAAAUACAAUUAAUGAAACAUUUAUGUAAACUCAAAUAUGAUCAAGAAAUGACAAAACAUGAAGUCAAUUUUUUGAAAGAAAAAAUUUCUUCACAUCUAACUUCACAAUCAUUUGAACGUGAAUCUAUAGCAAAAUCACCAUGGAUCGAUCGUAUUCAUGUGUCAAAACCUAGACAAGAAUUAUACCAACAAUACAAGAAAGUAGCCGAAGAAGCACGAAGUAAUAUCAUGACCGCUUAUAUAGAAUGUGCUGAAGGACAAAAACAACAUUGCCAACAACAAUAUGAUUUGGCAGUAAAAGAAAUACGAGAUACUCAACAAACACUACCAUCCAAUCAAUCAUUAACGGAAGCGAUGCGGAAUCUAAUUCAAUCACAUUUAGCCAAUAUUAGCAAACACGUCGAUUGUAUCUACAAGUUAAAAACACAACUAUUUCACCUCAAAUCGAAAAUUCAAUAA
Rotaria sp. Silwood2 is the source of this 1224-nucleotide messenger RNA. The record is from the annotation of a GenBank genome assembly. NCBI's taxonomy places the organism in Eukaryota, Metazoa, Rotifera, Eurotatoria, Philodinida, Philodinidae.